Molecule: messenger RNA, 9305 nt
Organism: Doryrhamphus excisus (bluestripe pipefish)
Lineage: Eukaryota; Metazoa; Chordata; Actinopteri; Syngnathiformes; Syngnathidae
Gene: myo9aa
Product: myosin IXAa
Biological process (GO): intracellular signal transduction; establishment of epithelial cell apical/basal polarity
Cellular component (GO): actin filament; axonal growth cone; myosin complex
Molecular function (GO): GTPase activator activity; actin filament binding; microfilament motor activity
Source: RefSeq, a predicted model, not a curated record
CGUGAGCGCGCUUGUAAGCGGGGCCGAGCUGAUUAGCUCCGUCAGAAGGUAGAGUACGGAGCGGAGCUGAGCCGCCUUUCAAUCCCACCAACACAGCUGACACGCUCGGAUAGAGAACUUUGGCACGGAUUUGAACUGUGGGGAGUUAUUCGGAGCACACAAGAAAAUAUAAAAGUGCGUGAAAAUGCUGGGCAUUGAGUAAGGGUUUAGUUUGACGGAGGAAAGGGAGCGAGGAGCUCCAGAUUCGAUCUUAACGUCAGUCUAAUUGACUUCAAGCGUCUUCUUUUGGAGUGAUAAUGUCUUGAUGGCGGGGGCCUCGACAGCCCAGUGAAGGACGUGCCUCGUAGCUGCUAAUGGGAACUCCUGCUCCGCCAUGAGUGCUCGAGAUGGCGUCGGCGGCAUGGGCACUUUGGGGCGGCGGCAGCGCUUUGAGAAUUCAGACUUCAGCGUGCGUGUCUACCCGGGCGCCCUAGCAGAAGGCACUAUCUACUGCCCGAUCAGUGCCCAAAAGACCACCUCAGCUGCUGAGACCAUCGAACGUGUUAUUGACCGCCUCCGGCUGGACCGUACCAAAUGUUAUGUUUUGGCAGAGGUGAAAGAGUUUGGUGGAGAAGAAUGGAUUCUCAACCCCAGCGACUGCCCCGUGCAGAGAAUGUUGCUCUGGCCCCGUGUGGCGCUGGAGCAUCGCUCGCUAUCGGGAGGGGAGGAUUACCGCUUCCUUUUACGGCUGAAGAACCUAGAUGGUUCCAUUCACUACGGCGGCAGCCUCCAGAUGUGGCUGCAGGUCACAGAGGAGCGCAGGCGCAUGGUGGAACGUGGACUGCUGCCACAGCCCGAAGCGCAAGGUGACCACGCUGAUCUAUGUCGCCUGCCCGAGCUCAACGAGCGCUCGCUGCUGGACAACCUGCGCUCACGCUUCCGGCAGGAAAAAAUCUAUACCUAUGUUGGGAGCAUCCUCAUCGUUAUUAACCCCUUUAAGUUCCUGCCCAUUUACAAUCCCAAAUAUGUGAAGAUGUAUGAUAAUCACUCACUGGGAGACCUGGAGCCUCACAUCUAUGCGGUAGCUGACGUUGCUUACCAUGCCAUGCUGCAGAGACAGAGGAAUCAGUGCAUUGUUAUAUCUGGGGAGAGCGGCUCUGGCAAGACGCAAAGCACCAACUUUCUUAUUCAUCAUCUGACUGCUCUCAGCCAGAAAGGUUUUGCUAGUGGAGUGGAGCAGAUCAUCUUGGGGGCAGGUCCAGUAUUAGAGGCGUUUGGCAAUGCAAAGACAGCCCACAAUAACAACUCGAGUCGCUUUGGCAAAUUCAUCCAGGUGAACUACCAGGAGAGUGGGACUGUGAGAGGAGCAUAUGUGGAGAAGUACCUCUUGGAGAAGUCCAGGCUGGUUUACCAGGAGCACAAUGAGCGAAACUACCAUGUCUUUUACUACCUGCUGGCAGGAGCAAGUGAAGAAGAGAGGACAGCCUUUCACCUCAUGAAGCCUGAAGAUUACCAUUACCUCAGUCAGAUGACAAAGACAACCCACCAACUGCAUUGGGACAAUUACUGUGAGAGUGAAGCGGACUGCUUCACUGUUGAAGGUGAAGAUCUGAGGCACGACUUUGAGAGGCUUCAGCUGGGGAUGGAGAUGGUGGGAUUUCUUCCUGCAACACGAAAACAGAUCUUCUCUUUGCUGUCAGCCAUCCUCCAUCUGGGCAACAUUCGCUACAAGAGGAAAACCUACAGGGACGACUCUAUUGACAUCUGUAACCCAGAGGUGCUGCCUGUGGUUUCAGAACUCCUCCAGGUCAAAGAGGAGAUGCUCGUUGAAGCUUUGACAACACGCAAAACCAUCACGGUGGGCGAGAAGCUAAUUGUCCCUUAUAAACUGGCAGAGGCGGGUACAGUGAGAGACUCCAUGGCAAAAUCAUUGUACAGUGCACUGUUUGACUGGAUCGUCUUCAGGAUCAACCAUGCUCUACUCAACAUCAAGGACCUGGAAGAGCCCGCCAAGAUCUUGUCCAUCGGUGUGUUGGACAUUUUCGGUUUUGAAGACUACGAGAACAACAGUUUUGAGCAGUUCUGCAUCAACUUUGCAAACGAGCGUCUCCAGCACUACUUCAAUCAGCACACCUUCAAGCUGGAACAGGAGGAGUACAGAGCAGAGGGCAUCAGCUGGAGAAAUAUUGAAUACAUAGACAAUACAGGCUGCAUCAGCCUUAUCAGCAAGAAGCCCACAGCUCUGUUCCACCUGCUGGAUGAAGAGUGCAACUUCCCUCAAGCAACCAACCAGACGUUAUUGGAUAAGUUCAAGCGGCAGCAUGAGGGGAAUAGCUACAUUGACUUCCCUGCAGUCAUGGAGCCUGCCUUCAUCAUCCGACAUUAUGCUGGCAAGGUCAAGUAUGGUGUCAAGGACUUUCGGGAGAAGAACACGGACCACAUGAGGCCGGACAUUGUGGCGCUGCUGAAGAGCAGUAAGAAUGCCUUCAUCUGCGGUUUAAUCGGCAUUGAUCCAUCAGCCACCUUCCGCUGGGCAGUACUGCGGGCCUACUUCAGAGCCCUGGUGGCUCUCAGGCAGGCUGGAAAGAGACACACCCAAAAGAAGACUGGGCAUGAUGACGCUGCUCCCUGUGCAGUUUUGAAAAGUGUGGAUAGUUUUAGCUUUCUGCAGCACCCUGUGCAUCAGAGAAGCUUAGAGAUCCUGCAGAGAUGCAAAGAGGAGAAGCACACUCCCGAUGACAGUGAAAAUGUACAAAUUGAUGAAACUGAAAACGGCGUGAGCAGGAGUCCUCGUACACCAUUGUCAGACCUCCAGGGAAGCAACACCAUCAAUGAAAAAUCUCCACGGUGUUCACCAGGCUGGAACGGGCGUGCGGGUCGUCAGAGCCGCUUAUCAUCCAGCAGCUCCACAGCAGAUGAAGACGGCAUCUUUGUCAACUCUGCCAGCAGCAAGCUUCUGGAACGAGCCCAUGACAUCCUUAUGAGGAACAAAAACUACAAAGCCAAGCCAGUUCUUCCAAAGCACUUACUAAAUGUCAAGUCACUAAAGUACCUCAGCAACCUGACGCUUCACGACCGCAUCACCAAGUCGCUGCUUCAUCUCCACAAGAAGAAGAAACCACCCAGUAUCAGUGCACAAUUUCAGGCCUCCCUCAAUAAGCUAAUGGAGACCCUGGGUCAGUCUGAGCCAUAUUUUGUCAAGUGCAUCCGUUCCAAUGCUGAGAAGCUGCCCUUGCGGUUUAAUGACAACCUGGUGCUGAGGCAGUUACGUUACACAGGUAUGCUGGAGACCGUGCGCAUUCGCCAAUCAGGCUACAGCAUCAAGUACAACUUUAAGGAUUUUGUCCAUCACUUCUCUGUACUGCUCCCAGAGAGCACCAGGACUUCCUCAGAGGGCAUCCAGCACUGGCUGGACCAGCUGGACCUGGCACCAGAUGGCUAUCAAGUUGGCAAGACCAUGGUGUUUCUGCGGGAUUCAGAGCGUCAACAGCUGCAGGCCAUCCUCCAUAGUGAAGUUCUCAGGCUCAUCGUCAUGCUGCAACAGAGCUUCAGAGCCCGACUGGAGAGGAAGCAGUUUGUCAGAAUGAGAGAAGCAGCAAUCUGCAUUCAGAAAUGGUGGCGAUUGUAUCGACCAAUAGAAGAUGAGGAAGAGCAAAUUGACCAUACUCGCCAUGAGGAGGCAACAUUGUGCCUGCAGACCUACUGGCGGGGGCACCGUGAACGUCACAAGUUCAGGCUGUGGAAACAGGCUGCACUGGUGCUCCAGAGGGCGUGGCGACAGUGGCUCUGUCGGCGCUGCACAGCAACACUGAUCAUUCAGACGGCCUGGCGCUGUCAUCGAGCCAGAGAAGCCUAUAUGCGUCUUUAUGCUGCUGUGGUGCAACUCCAGGCUUUAAGCCGAGGGUACCUCGCACGAGAGUGUUUCAGAGAAUUGAGGGAACAGAAGUGGAGGGAAGGGGAAGAGAAACAGGAGAAGCUGCUUCGGCAACACAACGGACAGAUUAGCUUUUUGCCAGAGGACGCCGCCCCUGAGAGAGUGGCAGCUUUGGACCUCAGCCCCUGUGAGGAUCCCUCCUAUGAAGAACGGGAAAGUAUGCUCGGUAUUCGUAGCAACACGGAUGGAGAGUUCAAGGAAGAAGACGAACAUGCCAACUCAGAGGCACCUCCUUCUGUUGCCACCUCUUCGGUGGUGGUGCGAGAGAAGAUAAGAGCUGCAGAUGAACUCAGCCAGAAAGCCACUCGGGCCAAGAGAGAGAGCCGGCGGAUGCGAGAGCUCGAACAAGCCAAAUUCAGCCUGGAGCUCCUCAAAGUCCGUGCGACCUGUGGUGGGAGCUCUCCCCCCUUUGAAGAAAGGUGCUCGUCCUUUGACCUGGUCACCUCCACCACUCCACCUCUGUGUUCACCACAGGGCACACCCGACAGCCAGAGCUCCAGAGGCAGCUUUGAGCUUUUAAGUAUUGAGGAUGCUCCCAAAGCUACAGAGGAGGUGACGGACAGUGAGGACUUGUGCUCCCCCAUCGGUUCAGUAGCAGCACUAUCAGAGUCGAGAACAGAUGCUCUCUGCAUAAGCCCAACGACAGAGGAACUGCACAGGGUGCAGACCUCAGAUGCUGCUGGUCACCUUGGCAGCCAUUACCAGGUACAAGCAGAGCCGGCACUCUCUUCCACACAUCCGCCCAAACUCGAGAACUACCUCCCGACCUUUUACGUCCCUUCUUGUGAUAGCAGCCCAGGUGCUCCCUGUCCUGUGGCUGGGGAGCCAGUACAAAAAACAGAAAUAGUCUCUACGACCACAAUCAAACCUCUUAAAGAACGGCAUGACUCGACACGUCGCCCAGUGGUGGUCGUCAUCAGUAUGCAGAAAGAAACCCCAUUAGGCCAAGAGCAGAGGGAGCUGGUUGAGGUUCAUGACUCUGCAUCUCAGAUUCGGGAGUUGAGACAAGCUCCAGCUUCCAUUGCCGCUGUCUCCCCUUCCGCUGACCAAGUGGUCUUGGAGAAGCUGGUGCGACUGAAUGAGGAGAAGAAGGAGAGGCAGCGUAAUCAGCAGCAACAGAAUGAGAGGGAGAUGAUGGAGCAGAUAAGACAACAGAAAGAAGCACUGGAGCGUCAGCGCCUUUUCUUUGCUCAGUAUGAGAAAGAUAUGUUUGAGAAACAUAGGGGAGAGGCUUUGCAGAAGAUACAUCAGAGCCGACAGGGAGAACAAGAUGUCUGUGGAUCUGCCGCCUCCAGUAGACCACCCAGACCCAGCUCUCUGCUCAUUGAGAAAACAUCAGGCCUCGUUCCUCAUAGCAGAACCCAGUCUGACUCAUCAGUCCCACUGGUACACUCCCCACAAGAGGGGGGCAUCCACAGCAGUGCCCCUAAUACCCAGGUGCCUCUUCCACCUGCUUCUGCCUCCAUAGAAAGGCGCAAGGAGACCAAACCUGUUCCUGAAGGCUGGGCGCCCAAACUCACCCUUGAGUCAAAAGAUGGAGCAACCAGAGUGAGAUCUGCCCCCAAGAAGGUGCAGCGUAGUCAGGGAUCCACAGUUAGUCUCUCAGGCAAGCCAGGAAACAUCUUCUUCUCUCCCAAGGACAAAGUCACAUUUGCCAAAUUUGACAAUGUUGCUGUCACCAAAGAGACGCCUCAAGCCAUUCCUACAGCGGGACCCAUAUAUGUCUCCAGGCUGCCUAAAGGGGCAAAAACACGAGAUGUUGGCAGAGCAGGCCAAAAAAAGAAAGCCCGAAUGUCACGGACUCGCUCCAACUUCCUCACCCACGCCCCCAUCCAUUCUGUUGGGGGCGAUUCAGAUGAGGAUGAUUAUGAUGGCACCAGCCCCCAACAUUCCCCUGUAGCCCUCUCCAAGCAGAGCUCCACAGAGGAAGGCUUAGGAGGCUCCUGUUUCAGUGACUCGGACAUGCCCACAGGCUCAGAGGAAAAAAAGAAUCUGCACAAAGUCAUGUUAUCAGGAGAUUUGGGAAAAGUGGACUCCUUGCGCAAGAACUCGCAGGAUGGAAGAGUUCGUGGGAAGAUGCGAUUCUGGGGCAAGACCAAGCAUAGUGAGAAGAAAACCUCCAGAGAGAAGCUGAUUUGUGUGGCAGAUUCCUUGGAUGGCGAGGAUGGGGAAACAGGGCCAUUGCUGAGAGAAGGUCAAGAAAACAUGUCGCCUCGCUGUAGUCCAGAUCUGAUGUUGGAGCAUGGGUACAGAGACUUCAAGGAGAACAAGGAACUAUCUCCCAAGGUGAAGCGAAGGCGCAGUGUGAAGAUCAGCAGUGUGGCCGUGGAAUCCACCCAGUGGCAAAGUGACGCUCUGCAGAUCCUCACCUGCACCAAUGACUACAGGAGCAUGAAUGACUUCCUCAUGAAGAAGAUCAGUGAUUUGGACACAGAAGACAGCAAAAAGGACACCAUGGUGGACGUUGUAUUCAAAAAAGCUUUGAAGGAAUUUCGUUUGAACAUCUUCAACUCCUAUUCCACGGCUCUGGCAAUGGAUGAUGGUAAGAGCAUCCGCUACAAAGACCUUUAUGCUCUGUUUGAGCAAAUCCUGGAGAAGACCAUGCGACAGGAGCAGAGGGACUGGAGCGAGUCUCCUGUCAAAGUUUGGGUUAACACGUUCAAGGUCUUCUUGGAUGAGUUCAUGACUGAGUAUAAACCUUUGGAUAGCACGCUCAGUAAGCAAUCUAAACCUGAACACAAAAAGCGAAGGAAGAAAGAUGCAGACAUUGUGGAGGAACAUAACGGCCACAUCUUCAAAUCCACUCAGUACAGCAUCCCCACAUACUGUGAAUACUGCUCAUCACUCAUAUGGAUGAUGGACCGUGCCAGUGUUUGCAAAUUAUGCCGGUAUGCUUGCCACAGAAAGUGCUGCCAAAAGACGACCACCAAAUGCAGUAAAAAGUUUGACCCAGAGCUGUCACCGAGACAAUUUGGUGUUGAAGUGUCCCGUCUUACAAAUGAUGAGCGAACAGUGCCCCUGGUGGUGGAGAAGCUUAUCAACUACAUCGAGAUGCACGGCCUCUACACUGAGGGAAUUUAUCGCAAAUCAGGCUCCACCAAUAAAAUUAAAGAACUCAAGCACGGGCUUGACACAGAUGUGGACAGCAUGAAUCUGGAUGACUACAACAUCCAUGUGAUUGCUAGUGUGUUAAAGCAGUGGCUGCGAGACCUGCCGAGUCCUCUGAUGACGUUUGAGUUGUAUGAGGAGUUUAUACGUGCUAUGGCUUUGCAGGAUAGAAAAGAAAUGAUCAGAGGGGUGUAUUCCGUUGUUGACCAACUCAGCAGAACUCACCUGAAUACCCUGGAACGGCUGAUAUUUCAUCUUGUCAGGAUUGCUUUGCAAGAAGAGACAAACCGUAUGUCAGCGAAUGCCUUGGCCAUUGUUUUCGCUCCUUGUAUCCUGCGCUGCCCAGACACCAUUGAUCCUCUUCAGAGUGUACAGGACAUCAGCAAGACCACAGCAUGCGUGGAACUUAUCAUCGGAGAACAGAUGACCAAGUACAGAUUGCGACUGAAGGAUAUUAAUACCCUGGAGUUUGCUGAGAAUAAGGCCAAGUGCAGACUAACUUUCAUUCGUAGAUCAAUGGGAAAAGGUUACUUUCGGCAACUUAGCUUCCACUCGCCUUCACCUCCUGUGAGUCCGCGGCUGCCAUCUUUGACAGAUGCCGUAAAAGAGGAGAACGAGGGAGAUGUGCGAGCAGAGACGUUGCCUGAAAUCUCUGAGCAUCAACACGCAGCCAUGCAGCAGGAAGAGAGAGUGUUGACGGAGCAAAUUGAAAACCUGCAAAAAGAGAAAGAGGAGUUGACUUUCGAGAUGCUGACUCUGGAACCACGAGCAUCGGAUGACGAGACCCUGGAGUCAGAGGCCUCUAUUGGUACAGGUGACAGCUCGGAAAACCUCAAUGUGGACGCUGAAGGGACCAUUUCGGACUUCUCUGAGAGAAGUCCUGUUUCUCCUUGGUCUCGCAGAUCUGAUGUGAAGAGCCCGAGACAGCGCACGCUGAGACGGCAACCGGACUCCUUAGAUUCGGUGGAUUCUUGCUCCAGUGUAUCCACCUUCUCCUCCUCAUCACACUUUCAGCUAUCACCCUCCCCAAUUUCCAACACCAGUCGCGGCUUCCGGUUCCACUCCACUUCCAGGUCUCGUUGCUCAAGCUCCGGGGCCACACAUUCCAAGAAUGCACCUCAAGCUUCCUGCUCUGACAGUUUAAACUCCAGUCCUACUGCAGAGCUGGAGGGCAUGUUUGAUGAAAGACCACAGUUUACUAGCCGUGGUACCUUCAGUCCAGAGAAGGGCAAACAAAAACUUCGGGGGGUCAAGCAUUUAUCUCAGAGGCUUGCCAGGGAAAGCAGUAGCCAUGGCAUGGACCCAGCAGAUUUGCAGCAGCAGCUUGUUUUGUACAGCAGUAAUGAAUUUAUGGUAUGAAGGACACACUCCCUGGAAGUUCUCCAGUCCUCAAACACUCUUACACAGCCUUUCAAACUUGUCAAAAAAUAGUCCCCAAGUGCCAUGUCAAGUGUUUCCACUGCUGUGUGGGGGCCCAGAUCCAGAUAAAAGUUUACUCCUCUCUUGCGGACACAGCAUCCAGCCAAGCUCUCACAGUGCCUUGGCAGUGCCCAAGUCGGCACCAAGAGGAUACGCACUGAUACGGAGGGCAGAGUAAAGGGAAUGUUCCGAUAUGCAGCGACUACAGAACCAGGGAAUGUUCCGGGGUUUGAACGCUGAAGCAUCGUGCGACAAAGACGUCAGGAAAAGCUGUUGUAUGGAACUGAAAUCUCACAAUUGUUAGCUGCUUUUUGAGUUUACACGUCAUACCAAUCAAUGUAAACAGUGGUUGCUCGCUUACAUGUAUUUAAGAAUUUUUCAUGUCACAGAAAUUCUAAUGAUCUUAUAUACGGUAUCUAAUAUACAAUAUUCCGUACAAAGCCGGAACACCAGUUUUUGCUGGGUAGUUGAAGUCAAAUAUUUAAUAAUGAUUUUUGUGGGAGAACAGAUCCUGGGAAUGGAGGCUUUAUUCGUUGAUAUGCCAGCUGCUCGUGAGAAGCGAUAUACUGAAGUGUGAAUUAAAAUGUGUGCUAAUUGUCCCUACUGCUAGGGAGAUACCACCAUCAAAGGUAAAGGGACCAAGUUAGCUGGUGUGUAUUCCUGCCAAGACCAGCACAUUGUGAACCAUGUCAGAUGUGUAUAAAAUCAUUGCAUGAACUAUUUAACAGCCAUACAGCAACUGUAAUGUACAGUCCAGUCCAUAUGUACAGUAUAGUGAAAUAAAAUGUCAUCUCAUUGAAAUCUAUUGUCACACUGUAAAACAUUUGAUGAAUAACAGAACCAUAUGACGUGUCUCUUUAAAGUU